CGCGCGAAGCUGCACCCAUCCCGUUUGCAUUUCUCCAACCGAACCUCGGCAUGGCCUCGAAGCUCCCCGACGCGACCAAGGGCCUCGGCGCCGGCGGCAUGGACGUCGAGGACGGGAGCGGAGGCGGCGGUGGUGGUAAGAAGGUGGCCGGCAGGUGGCCCGGGUUUGUUCAUUUCUUCUUCGUCCUCACCGUCGUCACGUGCGCGCUCGUCUACGCCCCGAGGUUCCUGUCGCCCACCGUGCCCGUCGACUUCUUGGGGCCGCGCCAGCCGUCGUCCGGUAGACUCCCCGUGCGCGUCGACGGUGGCCGCGGCAAUGAAGGCGACGCGCUGGUCCUCGAUAACCAGGUGAACUCCCCGUGCGCGUCGAUGGGCGCCCACGGCAUCUGCUGCGACCGCUCCGACUUCAACACCGACGUGUGCUUCAUGGCCGGCGACGUGCGCACGGACGCCGCGUCGCUCUCCUUCCUGCUCUUCCCGCCGCAAGCGCCCAACGGCACCGCCAACGACGCCAGCGCCACCGUGGCGGAGAAGGAGGAGCGGGUUCGGCCCUACACGCGCAAGUGGGAGAAGCACCUGAUGGCCAACAUCCAGGAGGUGCGGCUCCGCGCGGCCCGGCCGGACGAGGCCGACGCGCACCGGUGCGACGUGCGGCACGACGCGCCGGCGCUGGUGAUGACGGCGGGCGGGUACACGGGGAACCUGUUCCACGCGUUCAACGACGGCUUCCUGCCGGCGUGGCUCACGGUGCAGCACCUCCGCCGCCGCGUGGUCCUCGCGGUGCUCGCGUACAACCCGUGGUGGGCCGGCACGUUCCGGGAGCUCGUGUCGGGGCUCUCGGACCACCACGUGAUCGACCUACUACACGACAAGCGCACGCACUGCUUCCCUGGCGCGAUCGUCGGGACGCGCUUCCACGGCAUCCUCGCCGUCGAGCCGGCCCGCACCAAGGACAACCGCACCCUCGUCGACUUCCACGACUUCCUCGCCGGCGCCUACAAGGACGACAGCACGCCGCCGGAGGCCACGCAGCAGCAGCAGCAGCCGCGACGGCCGAGGCUUGGGCUGUACUCGCGCAAGGGCACGCGGGUGAUCGAGAACGAGGCGGCGGUGGCGCGCCUUGCAGAAUCCGUGGGCUUCGACGUGUCCAUUCUGGAGACGGCGAACGGGGCGCCGCUGUCGUCGGAGUACGCGGCGGUGAGGGCGUGCGACGUGCUGGUGGGCGUGCACGGUGCCGACCUGACCAAGCUCCUGUUCCUCCGCCCGCGCCGCGCGGCGCUCCUGCAGAUUGCGCCGCUGGGCGUGCCGCACGUGGCGCGCGGCUGCUACGAGAAGGCGACGGCCAUGAUGGAGAUGCAGUACGAGCAGUACGACGCGGCGGCGAACGAGAGCUCGCUGGUGCGCAAGUACCCGGCGGACGACGUGGUGCUGCGCGACCCGGAGGCGGCGACGCGCGAGCGCGGGUGGGACCUCACCGCGCGCGUGUACCUCGGCGGGCAGAACGUGAGCCUCGACCUGGGAAGGUUCGGCGACACGCUCAGGAGGCUGCACUCCCGCGCCCUCCGGCUGCCGGUGGCCGGCCCGUAGCUGGUUGGUUGGGUACGUGCGUGCGUGCGUCGCCGAUCGGAGGCUGACGAGCUGCUGCAUGCUAAUCGAGGGUAGCUCCGGCGGCCGCGGCCGGCGCACGUCGCGUACGUGAGAGGGCGCUGGAUCGAUCGCAACCGUUUUGCUGGACUCUUGUUCGACAGCACAGACUACACAAUGUGUUUUGUAUAUCUGUUUUGUUCUGUUUGUGGACAAGUUAAAAUCCAUUUAACCGUCGAAUACUCCGAUGAAAAUACUUCGUUUUUCGUUUGUGGUCCCUCCCUUUCUAAAUACUCCGUUUGUUUUUCUAGAGAUUUCAACAAGUGACUACAUACAGAGCAAAAUGAGUGAAUCUGUACUUUAAAAUAUAUCUAUAUACAGCUGUAUAUGAUU
This is a messenger RNA of Triticum dicoccoides, 1976 nucleotides long. Its product is annotated as beta-1,2-xylosyltransferase XYXT1-like. The transcript has a single exon. Gene Ontology annotation, molecular function: glycosyltransferase activity. The record is from RefSeq and is a predicted model, not a curated record. The coding region runs from base 51 to 1586 and encodes 511 amino acids. NCBI's taxonomy places the organism in Eukaryota, Viridiplantae, Streptophyta, Magnoliopsida, Poales, Poaceae.